Molecule: messenger RNA, 378 nt
Organism: Corylus avellana
Lineage: Eukaryota; Viridiplantae; Streptophyta; Magnoliopsida; Fagales; Betulaceae
Source: RefSeq, a predicted model, not a curated record
AUGGAGGAUCCCUUGGAGGCAUGCUUUGCUCAGUUUGGAAAGGACUUGGAUUUGGAUAAGUUGCUUAAGCAAGUAUAUGCUAUUUUAGAGGCUGCUCCUCUGGAGAGCAGGAUCAUCUAUCCAAUCUCUGAUAGCAAGUGGGUGAGCCCGAUUCAUGUCAUGCUAAAGCGAGCUGGAUUAACAGUAGUGAAGAACAAGGAUAACGAGUUGGUCCCAACUCAUGUUCAAUCAAGAUGGAGAGUUUGCAUAGACUACUGCAAGCUAAAUGCUGCCACAAAGAAGGAUCAUUUUCCACUUCGAUUUAUUGAUCAGAUGGUGGAGGGCUUGGUUGGGCAUGAGUAUUAUUGUUUCUUGGAUGGUUAUUCUAGAUAUAACUAA